ACUUCCUGAAUCCGUCAUUUCUCACUCUCUCUUGUGUAGGCUGUAGCUAAGCCACAACACAAACAGCUUGACUGCAUAACCCACUGAUCAAAUAGAGGGCAAAACGAAGACGAAGGAGAGUCGAAGUUGAAAAAUGGGAACCCUUGGGAAAGCAAUUUACUCCCUAGGAUCCAUCGUUCGAGCGACCGGCCAAGCCCUUGAUCGCGUCGGCAAUCGACUUCAAGGCAGCUCCUACUUAGAGGAACACCUGUCUAGGCAUCGAACUCUUAUGAACAUACUCGAUAAAGCUCCGGUGGUGGAUAAGGAUGUGUUUGUGGCUCCAGGUGCCUCAGUCAUCGGAGACGUACACGUGGGACGGAAUUCAUCUAUUUGGUAUGGAUGUGUGUUAAGAGGUGAUGUUAACAGCAUCAGUGUUGGAUCUGGUUCCAAUAUACAGGAUAACUCCCUUGUUCAUGUGGCCAAAUCAAAUAUAAGUCAAAAGGUGCUACCCACCAUUAUAGGGAACAAUGUCACUGUUGGUCAUAGUGCUGUUGUACAUGGCUGCACCAUUGAGGAUGAGGCCUUCAUUGGUAUGGGAGCCACGCUGCUUGAUGGUGUCCAUGUAGAGAAACAUGCCAUGGUUGCUGCAGGAGCCCUUGUGAGACAGAACACAAGGAUCCCCUCUGGAGAGGUAUGGGCAGGCAAUCCAGCUAAGUUUCUGAGGAAGCUAACUGAUGAAGAGAUAGCCUUCAUUGCCCAGUCGGCAACCAAUUACUGUAACCUCGCUCGUGUUCAUGCAGCUGAGAAUUCCAAGUCCUUUGACGAAAUUGAAUUUGAAAAGAUGCUUCGUAAGAAGUAUGCCAAACGCGAUGAGGAAUAUGAUUCUAUGAUUGGUGUUGUCCGCGAAACACCUCCCGAGCUUGUACUUCCUGAUAAUAUUCUCCCUGAAAAAGCUGCAAAGAGUAUCAUCCAAUGAGAUCCCUGCCCAAGCAACUCUCUCUUUUUUGCUUUUCUGAGAUUGAUUUUACCCUGUGAGCAUUGUAUGGGAUAGUCAUGGAUAUUGGUUGUUGCGCCUCCAAAUAAUACCAAACUUAUUGGAUAGCAUCGAUAUGUCAGUGCUUGUAGUUAAGACUUUUGCCCCUAGGUUCCCAGGCACUUGUUCAUCUUGGGAGAGGACUUACACCCAAAAGCCAUAUACAUUUGGUGCUUGUAACUUGGAAAUUGUUUUCAUAGAUGCUAAAUUGUACUUGGAAUAACAUGAAACAUUGAUAGCGCGUUCCAAAAGUAGUUCUGUCUCAGAUGAAGCAUUUGUGUUGGCAA
Nicotiana tabacum (common tobacco) is the source of this 1299-nucleotide messenger RNA. Its product is annotated as gamma carbonic anhydrase 2, mitochondrial. Lineage: Eukaryota; Viridiplantae; Streptophyta; Magnoliopsida; Solanales; Solanaceae. The record is from RefSeq and is a predicted model, not a curated record.